This is a messenger RNA of Raphanus sativus (radish), 1452 nucleotides long. Its product is annotated as 4-hydroxy-tetrahydrodipicolinate synthase 1, chloroplastic-like. Gene Ontology annotation, molecular function: 4-hydroxy-tetrahydrodipicolinate synthase activity. The record is from RefSeq and is a predicted model, not a curated record. The transcript has 3 exons. NCBI's taxonomy places the organism in Eukaryota, Viridiplantae, Streptophyta, Magnoliopsida, Brassicales, Brassicaceae. Bases 211 to 1308 code for a protein of 365 amino acids.
UGUCUUUAUUUCUUCAGUUUCAGGCUUCUCCAGUAUGCUCACCCUCUAACGCCUGAGACUCUGAGAGCUCAAUCUAUUUCGCCGUCGUUGCAACGUUCUCAGCUUCGAUCAUCUACACUGUGCGUACUAUUAGCAUCACCGCCUCCAUCUGAUCCGUCGCUCAUCUCUCUCGUUGUCUAUUAGAAUCCUGAUUGAAUUUCACCUUGAAAGAUGACAGCUUUGAAAGGUUACGGCUUGAUUUCCGUUGACUCUGCCCUCCAUUUCCCUCGUCCACAUCAACUCGAGGGCUACAAGAGAAAGAAUGCGAGAUGGGUCUCUCCAAAAGCAGCUGUAGUACCAAACUUCCAUCUCCCUAUGCGCAGUCUCGAAGACAAAAACAGGACAAACACAGAAGACAUAAGAUCCCUUAGAGUGAUCACAGCCAUCAAAACACCGUAUCUCCCCGACGGUAGAUUCGACCUCGAAGCAUACGACGAGCUAGUCAACACACAGAUACUCAAAGGCGCUGAAGGCGUGAUCGUCGGCGGCACAACCGGGGAAGGCCAGCUGAUGAGCUGGGACGAACACAUAAUGCUCAUAGGCCACACCGUGAACUGUUUCGGCGCAAGGAUCAAAGUCAUUGGGAACACCGGAAGCAACUCCACCAGGGAAGCUAUACACGCCACCGAGCAAGGGUUCGCUGUGGGGAUGCACGCCGCUCUCCACAUCAACCCUUACUACGGGAAAACAUCUGUAGAAGGCAUGACUGCUCAUUUUCAAACCGUGCUUCACAUGGGACCGACGAUUAUAUACAAUGUCCCGGGUCGUACGAAUCAAGAUAUACCUCCGCAGGUUAUCUUUAAACUCUCUAGGAACGUUAAUCUAGCUGGUGUUAAGGAGUGUGUGGGUAAUGAACGUGUUGAGGAGUAUACUGAGAAGGGUAUUGUUGUGUGGAGUGGGAAUGAUGAUCAGUGUCAUGACUCUAGAUGGGAUCAUGGGGGGACUGGAGUUAUAUCGGUUGUUAGCAACUUGGUUCCGGGUUUGGUUAGGAAACUUAUGUUUGAAGGUAGAAACUCUGAGUUGAACGCAAAGGUUAUGCCUUUGGUGGAUUGGGUGUUCCAGGAACCGAAUCCUAUUGGGGUUAACACAGCUUUGGCUCAGCUUGGAGUUGCUAGGCCGGUGUUUAGGUUACCUUAUGUGCCGUUGCCUGUGUCCAAAAGGGUUGAGUUUGUUAAACUUGUGGAGGAGAUUGGAAGGGAGCAUUUUGUAGGGGAGAGGGAUGUUCAGGUGCUUGAUGAUGAUGACUUCAUAUUAAUCGGUCGGUACUAGUUAUGUUUUUUCCUUGAAGAUUGGUUCUGUUUAUAGUUUCUCUUUGGCUGAUGAGAAACUUAGAGAUGGAUCAUAUAGUUGCUCUGUUCUGUUGCUUUUGUGAUGGAUCUGGUUGUGUUUUUUUAACUUGCUAUCUUUUAUAUG